Molecule: messenger RNA, 2538 nt
Organism: Ectocarpus siliculosus
Lineage: Eukaryota; Phaeophyceae; Ectocarpales; Ectocarpaceae
Source: the annotation of a GenBank genome assembly
AUGCUUUCUCCACAUGGGCGAGUUCGGCAAGAUUCCGGGAGGGCGCAGAUUAUCGCAAACCAGCGCGCCGAGAAGAUCCGGAGGUUGCAGAACCAGCUUGGGUGUAUCGAGGGAAACUUCCUCGGCCAGUUGGAGGUCCACAACGAACGCGCCGACGCCGCGGAACAGCAGGCGCAACUAGCGGAACGGCGGACGCGUGUAGUCGAAGCGAGGGCUCGGGCCGUUGACGAGCGAAUGAGGGUGGCCGAGGAGCGGGCGGCUACCGCCGAGGAAAGGGUUCGUAUCGCCGAGGCGGCGAUGGCCCGUCUUGCGGAAGAAGCCGUAGAGCGUAGCGCCGCCGGACCCCCGCUGAUGUCUUCCAUCGGGGCCCUGGCGACCGCGCCCCAGCAAGAAGCCCAAGGAUCGCCGGCAACGCCUAGGCUUGCGGACCUGAUGCGCAACUGGCAGCAGAACAAGUGCCGCGACGCUUUCGUUGCGCGAAUGCGCGACGGCUUCAAACUCCAGCUGCGAGCCGCGAGGGAUGCUCUGGCUCCCGGGAGCGGUAUGCUGGGCGCGGAAGAGGAGCUUGGGCAUGGCACCUUCGGAGGCGUCUACAAGGCCGUCUGCGACGCGACGAAGACGACGUGGGCCAUCAAGAGACCCAUGAAGGAGAUGGACAAGGAAUUCCUGAUACACGAGAUGCUUGUGUACAGCAGCCUCCCCGCCCACACCAACAUCCUCGGCGUGCGAGCCAUUUACGACAUCUCCUCCUCCCCGGCCUUGGCGCUGGAGUGCGGCGAGUGCGACAUGUUCGACGCACUUUUCGGAGGGCGGCUCUCGUUUCCGGACGAGUUGGACUGCCUGGCGGACGUCGUUGCUGGCACGAGGCACUGCAACGACAACGGGGUCGUCCUCUGCGACCUCAAGUUCUCCAACGUCAUCCUCGUGCAUAACGGGGCCCGCUACGUCGCCAAGGUGUCGGACUUCGGACUAUCGUGCGCAAUCGGGCACAACAGGUACCCCCGGUGCGGAACUCCCGGCUACUUUCCCCACGAGGUCUCCCUCGAGCACACCGUUGCUGAACCCAGCACGGACGCUUUCUCUGUAGGGGCCAUGCUGGCCAUCCUCGCCUUGCAGCCCAAGUUGCGGGAGGAGAACGUUUUCUGCCACAAGAUGUUCCUAACACCCGAGGAGGCCCUGCAACUCCCACAGUUGGCGCAAGCGGAGUUUGACAGCUACAGGGAACGCCAGGAGGAGAUAGCGUACCGUACCAUGCUACUGCCCAACUCCGGCUUCGCCAAGAAGGUGACGCGCCCGGCCGUCGUCAACACGAUGCCGGGAACGCAACUGACCAACAUUCGGAAGCUGGUCCGCACCACCACGUCCGCCAACCCCGCGCAUAGGCCCACCAUGGCCGAAAUCGCGCCACAAAUUCUCGCUGUGGCUUCGGCCGUGCGCCUCGCGAUGCAGCAGAACGCCACGCCGGUUGCUUCAGCAGCGACGGCGGCAGCGGCGGUUUCAGCGGCCCUUCCGAGCGGGGACUUCGAGGAAGUACAACCGCCGGCUCAUGCCAGCACCGGCAGCGCGGUGGCAGUGGAGGCCGGCCAGGCGGAUGCAGCAGGGCUGGUGGCGGUGAACGCGAGCGCCGACGUACCCUUGGCUGCCAUCCUUUACGGAGACGCAUUGCUUGCGGGCGGCGGCGGUGGCAGCAGCGGACGCGGCGGUGGCGGUGGGCGCGGCGACUCUGCAGGGGGCGCCCCCGCCGUCGGGAGUGGUGUUGGUGGCGGCCUGGGCGGCGGGGACAGCACCGGAGGCGGCAGGAGCGCCGCCAGCGCUGCAGUCCCCCGACAAAUGGGCGCCGAGGCACAGGAGGCGGUAGCGGCGGCAGAGGGCAGAAGUGCGGAGGCGGUCAGAGGAGGGGGAGGAGGAGGCGGAUCUGAGGCAAGCGGCCGGGCAGGAGAGAGGGCCGUUGGAGAUGCCGUUGGAGGACAAGGCGCAGGCAUGGGACUCGAGAGGCUAGAGGGUCGGUAUGGAGCCAUCGACCACCCUCCCACCGGACGGCGCAAUUCUUCGUCUCCGCGCGCACACUUGGAAGGGCUCCUGCAGGGUGCCACCGGCGACGGAUUUGGGGCCAGGGCACUCUUGCGCUCAGCCCCCGCGGCGGCUGAUGCCGUCGAGCAGGCGGUGGGUGCGGCCGACAUUUCGGUUUCUAACGCACCCUCUCCGGCGGAUGUAGCAGCAGCAGCAGGAGCAGCGGGCCCGGUGGGCUCGAACAUCGGUCCGAUCCCAGCAAGCUCCAUCUUUGCGGCGGUUCCGGUACCGGAGAGCGGCGACGGUGCAGGCUUUUCUGCCCCCUCUUCCGUUGGAAGCCUCGGCAGCGAGGAAGGGGUCGCCGGCGAUGGGCCCGGUGACGAAGGAGGCGGUGAAUUGGCUGACCCACAAAUGGCAAGCAUCCCCGAGGCGGAAGAGGAUGAAGGAGACGGUGAUGGGUGGGAGUGGGGCUGGGAGUUCGAUGGAGAUGACGGGGACUGCAGUGCGGCCGUGGGGUUCGGUGCGUAG